Molecule: messenger RNA, 3003 nt
Organism: Zeugodacus cucurbitae (melon fly)
Lineage: Eukaryota; Metazoa; Arthropoda; Insecta; Diptera; Tephritidae
Gene: Nedd4
Product: E3 ubiquitin-protein ligase Nedd-4
Exons: 14
Coding region: 469-2787 (772 amino acids)
Biological process (GO): ubiquitin-dependent protein catabolic process; regulation of dendrite morphogenesis
Molecular function (GO): ubiquitin protein ligase activity; protein binding; sodium channel inhibitor activity
Source: RefSeq, a predicted model, not a curated record
ACUAAAGUGUUGUUGUGUGGGUACGCCUCGGUAGUUUGUCAGAUGAUAAUUUGCACAACCAAAGUAAUAAAUGAGCAAUGUUUAAUUAAUUUUGGGCGUAAAUUUUGCAACGUGUUUGUUAUAAAUCAAUUAGCCCAUCAGUCCAAGUGCUUUGCUUAAGUUCCAGAUAUCUAGAAUAAAAGUGUAUAUGUAUAUUUUUGAGCGAAUAUGAAGUGUAUUUUGGCUUUAUCAAAAAAAAAUUACAGUGGCCAAUUAAUUAUUGAAAAUCUAGUAAACAUAUUAGUAUGAAACCUAAAACAAAUGCAAAGUACGGUUUUAAUUAAAUUACAAAUUUGUGUAGCUUAUUAGUUAGUAAAAGUUAUCGCUUUGGUUGUCUGGAGAGUGUAUACGAAGAACUUAAAUAAUCUAUAAUUGACUGGUGUUUGCAUUGUGUUGUAAAAAAUAUUAUAGAUUAAUUUUAUUUUUAAUAUGGCUGAAGCGGCAGCAAAUGAGCAAAUUCAUGGUUAUCAUGAUAACGACUCGAGUGAUACAUGCCAUUUACGUAUUAUAAUCAUUAAUGGAAAAUCCCUAGCAAAAAAGGAUAUAUUUGGGGCGAGUGACCCAUACGUAAGGAUUGAUUUAAAUACAAUUAAUGGUGAUAUAAAUAUAGAUUCCGUUUUAACUAAGACCAAAAAGAAGACACUCAAUCCUACUUGGAAUGAAGAAUUCGUAUUCAGGGUCAAACCUUCCGAGCACAAAUUAGUGUUUCAAGUAUUCGACGAAAAUCGUUUAACCCGAGAUGAUUUUCUGGGCAUGGUUGAACUAACGCUCAACAACUUACCUACAGAGCAAGAAGAUGCCACUAUAAGCCCACAAAGCUAUUCACUAAGACCGAGAAGGUCAGUAGGUAGCGCAAAGUCACGGAUAAAAGGCACACUAGAGAUAUAUCAUGCAUUUAUACAUGAAUCGGGGGAGACCAGUGAAAGUGACACCGUUGACGGUGAGUGGGAACAUAUGGAAAAUGUCUCACGGAUGAGCGGAACACAAACGGGCCAAUUCCCGUCCAGUGUUAACCAUGAACCAUUACCAUCGGGUUGGGAAGAAAGGCAAGACGCAAAUGGAAGAACUUAUUACGUUAAUCAUACUGCACGUACGACCCAAUGGGAACGCCCAUUAGUCUCAGCAACUAACAACAGCAAUGUGAACGUUGAAGCAGCAGCUUCUGACUUUCAACGACGUUUCCAUAUUAGUGUGGAUGAAUCUGACUCUGGCCGACCUCCAGUAAGUGCUGAUAAAUUAAUAUUAAUGUAUUGUGUUAGUUAUCUGAAUUUCGCUUCCUUUAUGCAGGUCACCCCUAGAUCGGAUGAAGACGCAUUGCCACCAAAUUGGUCCAUGCAGGUGGCACCGAAUGGUAGAACUUUCUUUAUAGAUCAUGCGGCGCGGCGUACAACCUGGAUAGAUCCAAGAAAUGGUCGUGCCAGCCCAAUGCCCAAUCAAAUACGAAGAGUUGAGGACGAUUUGGGUCCUUUGCCCGAAGGUUGGGAAGAACGAGUUCAUACAGAUGGACGAGUAUUUUACAUCGAUCAUAAUACUCGCACCACCCAGUGGGAAGAUCCUCGAUUAUCUAAUCCAAAUAUUGCUGGCCAAGCUGUACCAUAUUCCAGAGAUUACAAGCAAAAAUAUGAGUAUUUCAAAAGUCAUAUUCGAAAACCUACAAAUGUUCCGAAUAAAUUCGAAAUUCGUAUUCGCCGCUCCUCAAUUUUAGAGGAUUCAUAUAGAAUUAUAAACUCGGUGACCAAAACAGAUUUAUUGAAAACUAAACUGUGGGUGGAGUUCGAGGGUGAAACUGGGUUGGAUUAUGGAGGUCUUGCAAGAGAGUGGUUCUAUUUAUUAUCAAAGGAAAUGUUCAACCCAUAUUACGGACUCUUUGAAUAUUCAGCUAUGGAUAAUUAUACCCUACAAAUUAAUAAUGGCAGUGGUUUGUGCAAUGAGGAGCAUUUAAGUUAUUUCAAGUUCAUUGGUCGUAUUGCCGGUAUGGCUGUUUACCAUGGAAAACUUUUAGAUGCAUUUUUCAUACGUCCAUUUUAUAAAAUGAUGUUACAAAAGCCAAUUGAUUUAAAAGAUAUGGAAUCAGUUGAUACCGAGUAUUAUAAUUCUUUGAUGUGGAUAAAGGAGAACGACCCACGGCAGUUGGAAUUGACAUUUUCUUUAGACGAAGACACGUUUGGUCAAAAGAGCCAACACGAGCUAAAGCCCGGAGGCUCUAAUAUCGAGGUUACAGACGAGAAUAAGGACGAAUAUAUCAAGCUUGUUAUUGAAUGGCGUUUCGUUGCACGUGUUAAAGAACAGAUGUCAUCUUUUCUGGAUGGGUUUGGCUCAAUAAUUCCAUUAAAUUUAAUUAAGAUAUUUGACGAGCACGAGUUGGAACUAUUAAUGUGUGGCAUACAAAACAUUGAUGUGAAAGAUUGGCGAGAAAAUACACUCUAUAAGGGAGAUUAUCACCAGAACCAUAUAAUUAUACAAUGGUUUUGGCGUGCUGUGCUCUCAUUUUCAAAUGAGAUGCGUUCGCGUUUAUUACAAUUUGUUACUGGUACUUCACGCGUUCCCAUGAAUGGCUUUAAAGAGUUGUACGGUUCGAAUGGCCCACAAAUGUUCACCAUUGAAAAGUGGGGCACUCCUAAUAACUAUCCUCGAGCACAUACCUGUUUCAAUCGUUUGGAUUUACCUCCUUAUGAAGGCUAUGUCCAAUUAAAAGAUAAACUAGUAAAAGCUAUUGAGGGCAGUCAAGGCUUUGCUGGAGUCGAUUAAUAUCUCUGGUAGUUGUAAAUUUCCCAAUAGCAACGAAAAAUCCGCCAUAUAAGAUAAAGCGCGGUGUCGAGGCCUUUUACGCUGACUUGUGUACUUAUUUUUCUGUUUAUUACUAUAUAAUAAUUUUACGAACUUCCUGUUAUAAAAAUAUAAAUACCAAAUUAUAUCAUACAAUUUUUGUUUCAAAUACAGAAUCACUAAGCUGGUGAAUAUGAA